CUUGAUGUCAUCCCGGCACAUAAGCAGCUUCGAGUUGACUGGCGGCCGCGUCUCCAGACGUCUCCAGAUUUCAGAGUUUGCGGCUCUUUUUUUUUGUCCGAGUUGCAUGUGAAGAACAUUUCAGGAACGGACAUCUCGACUCGUAAUUGGUCCGGAUGUUUUUCGGUACUCUCUGCACACAGUACUCCAUCGACUCUGUAUUCGCCGAUGUCAAGGAUCCCCAGCGAGAUUCGGGUUAUAGGGUCUUUCACUUCGCUAAUUCCAACCCUUUGGACCCUUGUUUCAUCCCGGUGCUCACUGCUCACUUCGAGGCAAUAA
Rasamsonia emersonii CBS 393.64 is the source of this 318-nucleotide messenger RNA. RefSeq lists its product as uncharacterized. The record is from RefSeq and is a predicted model, not a curated record. The transcript has a single exon. Lineage: Eukaryota; Fungi; Ascomycota; Eurotiomycetes; Eurotiales; Trichocomaceae. The annotation marks the transcript as partial.